This is a messenger RNA of Lachancea mirantina, 600 nucleotides long. Lineage: Eukaryota; Fungi; Ascomycota; Saccharomycetes; Saccharomycetales; Saccharomycetaceae. The record is from the annotation of a GenBank genome assembly.
AUGGAGUCCGGUUUCCCGCCAAACAGGGCCCAUGAGAUUGUCCACAAAAUAUCUCAGCUUCUCGAGAAACGCAACGAAACAAUUGCGGUAAGUGAAGCCGCAUGCGGAGGUCUAAUGUCGAGUUACCUGGUGUCGGUGCCGGGCGCAUCCUCGUGGUUCCAUGGAGGAACCACGGUAUACAGUCUUAAAAGUAGACUCAAACUAAGCGGAUGGAGCGAAGAAGAUAUUCAGAACUACACGGGUCCUAGUGUGGAAGUCGCAUUAAGAUUGGCGAGAAAUCUCAAAUUUGAACUGGGCGCAACUUACACGUUAUCGGAAACGGGCUUCGCUUCGGAUUCCUCACGGUUUGUACCGAAAAGCAAAACGCAAUCUGUUGGCACUGUUUAUUUGGGUUUGUCGGGACCCUCGAGAGACCUCUCCGAAGUGUUCAAUAGCGGCAGCACCAACAGAUGCCACAAUAUGCAAGAGUUUGCCAUCCACGGCUUAGAAUUCCUACUGAAAGAGAUAGAGCACGUAGACCGAGCUUCACAGCCCUCCAGCAGCGAAGAAGAAUUCGAACCCGAACUCGUCUCGAAAAAACAGAAGCUGCCUAAAAAAUGA